Messenger RNA from Salarias fasciatus (jewelled blenny), 2438 nucleotides. It is a transcript of the gene hspa8b, whose product is annotated as heat shock protein family A (Hsp70) member 8b. Bases 162 to 2105 code for a protein of 647 amino acids. The record is from RefSeq and is a predicted model, not a curated record. NCBI's taxonomy places the organism in Eukaryota, Metazoa, Chordata, Actinopteri, Blenniiformes, Blenniidae. Gene Ontology annotation, molecular function: ATP binding; ATP-dependent protein folding chaperone. The transcript is spliced from 9 exons.
AGGAGCGGCCGCUCCCUCUCUUCUCGAUCCGACACGGAGCGUGUGGCAGCGGGGACCAGGAGGAGCCGGUACACCGAGGGAGGACAGCCAGCCUGCGGUCUUUCUUUCAGCUGCUUUGAGCCUUUUUUUCCACUACAGAUAAAGAAUUUAACAGAGGAAACAUGUCCAAGGCACCGGCCGUCGGGAUUGACCUGGGGACUACCUACUCCUGCGUGGCCGUGUUCCAGCAUGGUAAAGUGGAGAUCAUCGCCAAUGAUCAGGGAAACAGGACCACGCCCAGCUACGUAGCCUUCACAGACACUGAGAGGUUGAUUGGCGAUGCAGCAAAGAAUCAAGUGGCCUUGAACCCCACCAACACAGUGUUUGAUGCAAAGCGUCUCAUCGGACGCCGUUUUGAUGAGCCUGUGGUCCAGGCCGACAUGAAGCACUGGCCCUUUAAAGUUAUCAAUGAUAAUGCCCGCCCCAAAGUGCAAGUAGAUUACAAAGGUGAAACCAAGUCCUUUUACCCAGAGGAAAUCUCUUCCAUGGUGCUGCUGAAGAUGAAAGAGGUUUCUGAGGGAUACCUCGGCAAGACCGUAACGAACGCGGUGGUGACUGUGCCAGCCUACUUCAACGACUCUCAGCGUCAGGCCACCAAAGAUGCAGGGACCAUUUCUGGGCUUAAUGUCCUGCGAAUCAUCAACGAGCCCACGGCCGCCGCCAUCGCCUACGGCCUGGACAAAAAGGUGGGAGGUGAGAGAAACGUUCUCAUCUUUGACCUGGGCGGCGGCACAUUCGACGUCUCCAUCCUGACUAUUGAAGACGGCAUCUUUGAGGUCAAGUCCACAGCGGGCGACACACACUUGGGUGGUGAAGAUUUUGAUAAUCGCAUGGUCAACCACUUCAUCGCCGAGUUCAAGCGCAAGCACAAGAAAGACAUCAGCGACAACAAGAGGGCGGUGCGUCGUCUGCGCACGGCAUGCGAGAGAGCCAAGCGCACCCUGUCAUCCAGCACCCAGGCCAGCAUCGAAAUCGACUCCCUGUACGAGGGCAUCGACUUCUACACCUCCAUCACCAGGGCCCGAUUCGAGGAGCUGAACGCCGACUUGUUCAGAGGAACGCUGGAGCCCGUGGAAAAGUCACUCCGCGACGCCAAGAUGGACAAGGCUCAGAUCCACGACCUGGUCCUGGUUGGCGGGUCCACUCGUAUUCCGAAGAUCCAGAAGCUGCUGCAGGACUUCUUCAAUGGGAAGGAGCUGAAUAAGAGCAUUAACCCCGAUGAGGCGGUGGCCUACGGCGCAGCUGUGCAGGCAGCCAUCCUGUCAGGGGACAAAUCGGAGACCGUGCAGGACCUGCUGCUGCUGGACGUGACCCCGCUGUCUCUGGGCAUUGAGACCGCGGGUGGGGUCAUGACGGCUCUCAUCAAGAGGAACACCACGAUCCCCACAAAGCAGACCCAGACUUUCACCACCUACUCAGACAACCAGCCCGGCGUGCUCAUUCAGGUCUUUGAGGGCGAGAGGGCCAUGACCAAAGAUAACAACCUCCUGGGGAAAUUUGAGCUGUCUGGAAUCCCUCCGGCCCCGCGAGGCGUUCCUCAGAUUGAAGUGACCUUUGACAUUGAUGCCAAUGGCAUCAUGAACGUGUCUGCAACUGACAAGAGCACCGGCAAGGAGAGCAAGAUCACCAUUACCAACGACAAAGGUCGUCUGAGCAAAGAAGACAUCGAGCGCAUGGUGCAGGAGGCAGAGAGGUACAAGGCCGAGGACGACGUGCAGAGAGACAGGGUCGCCGCCAAGAACGCCCUGGAGGCUUACGCCUUCAACAUAAAGGGCACAGUGGAGGACGAAAAGCUGAAGGACAAGAUCAGCGACGAGGACAAGCAGAAGAUUCUGGACAAGUGCACCGAAGUCAUCAGCUGGCUGGACAAAAACCAGUCCGCAGAGAAGGAAGAGUUUGACCAUCAGCAGAAAGAGCUGGAGAAGGUUUGUAACCCCAUCAUGACGAAGCUCUACCAGGGUGCCGGAGGCAUGCCGGGCGGGAUGCCGGGCGGCUUCCCCGGGGCAGGAGACACCAGUGGAGGAGGCGGAGCUUCCUCCGGACCCACCAUCGAGGAGGUCGACUAAACUGGACGUCUAACAGAAGUUGCUCUUCUCAGGCUGAUGUGACAGUUCUUGCUUUGGUGUUAUCACAGCAGUAUUUCCUUAAAAGCAUUUAGCAACAACUUUCUGGGAUCAUUUUCCUUUUCCUACUCUUUGUAAGCUUGGUUUAAGGAAGCUCUUUGCACGGUCACUUUCUUGACAAGCAGCUUUUCCUGUCUCCUUUCCUCAGUUAAACUAAUCAAUAUUUGGAUCAUCACAACGGGUUUCUUCUGGUGGCUGAAACGGUUGCUGUUGCACGAAUGUAUGCAGAAUUUCUGAAAUAAGAUUUAAUAAAGUAUUUUUUGGGCUUUUGAUCCA